GAUUUUGAAUCUAAUUUACGUGUAUUUUAUAAUGCCGUUUUUCAACCGCCUUCACCAGUCGAAGGAGGCGAAGAAGAAGUUUGACGACCUGUUCACGCACUACCAGAGAGACCUGGACACAAUCAACUGCUGGAACUUCUCCAGUUGUGAGAUGACUGAAAUCCCAGUUGAGGUGAUCGAGUGGGCGGACAUGUUAAACAAAAAGGGACUCAUUUUUUCACACAACUUUCUGCACAAAUUGAGCGAAAAACUUUUCGUCGAAAAUCUAGCACGACUUCUAUUGCUAGACUUAUCAAAUAAUGGUCUGAAAUCAAUUUGUAAUAACAUGUGUAAUUUGAAAAGCCUAAUGGAGCUUGAUUUAUCCUGUAAUAAAUUAGACUGGCUACCAGAUUUAUCGAAUAUGAGAAGUCUUCAAGUUUUAUCUAUCAAAGACAACCGUUUUAUGACUCUGCCUGAAACGAUACCAAAUUUGAAGAGUCUAAGAAAAUUGGAUAUUUCGCAGAAUAAUAUCAUUGAAUUACCCAAAACGUUCGCGCAACUCCUGAGACUGAAAACUUUCGAAUACGACAAAAACCCUAUCGAAUCAAAGCUGAGAAUGAAGAGCAUACAGGAAAUAAUGAUGUCUCUGAAUCCGUUCACUGAGUAUGUAUACCACGAGUGUCUGCCGGAUGACUUCGACAGGAAGUUGCUGGAUGAUUCUCUGUAUGUGAAACGAGUGUCGGAAAGAAGUGCAAGUGAUGUGCAGGCCUCAGAUGUUGAGAAUUUGAUCAAGAAACAACUGCAAGAGGAGGAUGAACUGAUUCUGCGCCACUUGGAACAACAGAAGAUGGAGGAGUUGAUCUUAAUUCAAACUCUGACGGAGAUGGAAAAACUUAAACAGGAGGAACUGGCAGCAGUGAGCCUGGAAAUGGACGAGCAGAGGAACCAGUGGGUGUCCUCUCUGCUCCAACUAGAAGAACAGACAAGGAGGGCGAACGAGGAGUUGAUCAUGAUGCAUGAGAGGUUGAACAGAGUGGACCACUCUCUGGUGGCUAAUAAAGACAUAAGGGACAGACAGGAGAAGCUAGCUGCUGUGCAAGCAGAGGAAUACGCAGCCCUUCAUGACGAAUAUAUCAAAAAGAGUAUGGAGCGACAGCUGAAAGAGAUGCUGCAAUUGGAGCAGAAGGCGAAGGAUCUCGACAUCAAAAGGGAUUACCACAGUCGCAAAAUACUCAGGGAUAUCUACAACGACGAGCGAAUAUUGGGAGAACUGUUGGAGCAGACGGAGCACGAGAGAGACCAGUUGGUGGGAGACUACAUUCAGAGUGAGAAAGUGCAGAAGCAACUGGUGCACGAUGCACUAGUACAGCAGGAUGCAAAGAGGAAUCAACUCAUCCAACAGGUUGAGAUGAUAGAGCAGCAGUUGGUGCAUAUGACGAUGUUGGAGAUGAAGAGAAGGGAUGUGGAGAGUGAGGAAGAUCAGCAGAUGGCCCUCAAGGCCGACAGGCAGAAACUGUCGCAGUUGUGGGCCAAAGUGCAGGAUGAGAAAAUGGAGCGUGAGAAGGAGCUGUAUGAUCUGCUACUCAAGAUGGAGGAACAGAAGCAAGAAGAGAGUGAUCAGUACUGGCUAGUUCAAUACCAGAGACUCCUAAGCACCAAGCCAGUCUCAAUCGCAUCCAAGGAGUUCGAUCUGGACAUAAAUGUGAUCAAGUUUCUGAACAAGUGUGGUGCAUCUCACUACGUGCCUCUAUUCGCCAAACACAGAAUGACCCACGAAGCUCUGCUCACUCUCACAGAUGAGAAUCUCCGAUUGAUGGGCAUGAGCGAAAUAGGUCUGCGGGCCACUAUCCUUUCAGCAGUCAGCGAAUUGAAAAAUUCUAGAAAGUUCUCCCUCGACUCCUCGAACAAAAUCAAUCUCGACGACCAAGAGGAUUUGAACAAAAAGAAAUCUCGUUCCGAUACGAAACAGAAAGAAAACCAGAAUGUUCCGGCUUUGAAUGUAAAUGGCAACGAUGCGAAUGCGAACAACCAAUUUCCGACCUCGAUUCGGCUGGAAAACGAGUGUUGUGUCUGCAUGGAACGAAGCGCUGACUUGGUUUUUUUCCCCUGUGGUCACGUGUGCUGCUGUUCAGUUUGCGGAGUGCAAACAACGGAAUGCCCGCUUUGCAGAAUUACUAUUUCGAAUACAGUGUUUCUGCAGUUUGCUGCUUCUGAUGUUUGAAAUUUUUUCUUGUUAUAGUAAUAUUUCUCAAAAAGUGCGCGCGUUUGUUCCAAUAUUUAAAACUUUAACUAAA
Symsagittifera roscoffensis is the source of this 2273-nucleotide messenger RNA. Its product is annotated as E3 ubiquitin-protein ligase LRSAM1-like. Lineage: Eukaryota; Metazoa; Xenacoelomorpha; Acoela; Convolutidae. Gene Ontology annotation, biological process: signal transduction. The coding region runs from base 32 to 2200 and encodes 722 amino acids. The record is from RefSeq and is a predicted model, not a curated record. The transcript is spliced from 12 exons. Gene Ontology annotation, molecular function: protein binding.